AGCCAUUUUGAGAUGAAGUCCCUGUUGAGAAAGCCUAUGAAGAUGCAGAAAUCAACGAACAUGGUUACAUUUCUCUCUGUUUCUCCCUCCGUCUCCUCUAUUUCACCAUGGCAGCUGUCAACCGACGGGACAUUAGCAAAGCGGGGUAUCAAGCUGUGCUCACAGAGUUAAAACGUCAUUGAUAUGAAAGAGGAGAGUGUCUGUUUACUGUCUCUGUCGAGACAUGUAACACCGUGAGUUUUUUCCAGUCUGAAAUCUUCCAGCAUCUCUCACAACCCAACGUCUCCUUGAGUGACUGAGUUAAUUCACUCUUGUAACGUUACCGGGGAGAAGGGAGGCAGAUCCGUUUUCCAAUGGCUUCUGUGAGCCUUGUUUCCAGUCCCCCAGCCCCUGUUCUUGACAAAAACAUGACAGACUCUGAGCUUGCAGGGGAUGAAAGAGAGGAUGGUGAACUGGAAGAUGGGGAAAUAGAUGAUGAAGGCAUUGGCAUUGAAGAGGAAAACAAAGAGGCUACAGAGGUGAAUGAAGACAAAGAGAAGGACAAGGGGAAAGAAAAAGCUAAAGAGAAAGACAAGGAAGAAAAGACACACAGGCACUCCAGGAAACGAUACAAAAAGACCAGAGAGAAGAGGAGGUCUAAAAGGAGAAGGCGUGACAGGCCAAAACACCAUUCCCCCUCCAGCAGCUCCAGCUCUGACAGUUAUGACUCUGACUUCGACCGACCAGAAAGGCCCAAAAACCGCAAGAGUCAAGGAUCCAACCGCGAGUCUGAUGGCCAGUCCUCCCAGCACGGAUGGGAUUCAAAGGGAGGCCAUGGCAAGUCCCCGCCGCACAAGAGCAAUGAGUUUGAAAAAUACAGUGACUACAGUGAUGACAAGUAUGACUAUGACGAAGAGGAAGAUGAUUACGAAGAUGACGUGUCCGAGUAUCCGCAGUCAAAAGAUUCAACUUCCCUGAGUCGGGGAAAGGGACGCCAUGCUAAAGACCAGAUGAAGAGAGGAAACAUGAGGGGGAUGAAACAACAGCAGUUUGGGCAGCGAGGAAGGGGCAGAGGGAGUGGACCAGGAAGAGGACGUGGGAUGCUCAACAAGAACAAGAAGCUGAAGGGCAAACCCUGGGGAGGACGUGGACGAGGUCGAGGAGGGGACCAGGGCAUGGAAGACAUGGCGCCGGAGGGAAAAAAUUCUUCCGGUUUUCAGAAGAAACGGCCAAUCAUGAGCAAAGAGUUUAUCAAUCAGCACACAGUUGAACACAACGGUCGAUACAUCUGCAAGUAUUUCCUGGAGGGUCGAUGCAUCAAGGGGGAGCAGUGCAAGUUUGAACAUGAGCUCGUCGUGCCAGAUAAGAAAAGGGAGCUUUGUAAAUUUUACCUCCAAGGAUACUGCAGUAAAGGAGAUAAUUGCAUUUACAUGCACAAUGAAUACCCGUGCAAGUUCUUUCAUACUGGCGCCAAAUGUUAUCAAGGGGACAACUGCAAAUUCUCCCACGAGGCUUUGAACGAUGUGACCAAAGAAUUGCUUGAUAAGAUAAUUAACACUGAAGAGGAGAACGCCCGUGAGGACGAGUUGGAGCUGGAGGAUCUGAGAAAGCAAGGCAUUGCCCCACUUCCAAAGCCUCCUCCUGGGGUGGGGUUGCUGCCCACUCCUGGUCAGAGCAGUCCGACAGACCCUGGCCAAGCAGGGAAGAAGAUCCCCUCCCUGUUUGAAAUCAAGGUUCAACCUACUGUAGACUUGGCACAAAAAAUCGGUCUGAGUGGAUCCAACUACUCCCAGAAUCAAGGUGAAGGCACCACUCAGUUUAGUGGAGGCUCGGAGGACCCGCAGAGUGGAAGUAUGGUGCCUUCAGGUCCCUCGGCUCCUCCUAUUCCUCCCCCUGGAUCACCUCUUCCCAUGUGUCACCCGACUGGACCGCCCAUACCACAGAACCCCCCAGGACAGCACCCACCACACGGAUUUCCAAUGCAGCCACCAGUCCCUUCUGGUCAGCCCCCACCCUUCCUUGGAAACCGACCUAAUAUCAACCCCAAUAUGCAGAGGCCUCCAUUUCCCCCUAUACCAGAUCUGCAGAUGUUGCAAAGUCUCUUCCCUUUUCCGUCAUUGGGUCAGAACCCCGUAGAUUUCUUCAGCAACUUCGUCAAAAACCAGACCAUGGGUCAACAAGGUGAUCCUAGUCUGGCCUUCAUACAGAACCUCCAGCAGCAGAUGGGUUCAGAGUCACAGAUGCAGUCUUUACCACCAGCAGUCCAGAAAGCCAUCUUCAUACACCUGACACAGCAGCAGCAGCAACAACAAGACUCACAUUCACAGGGGAAUGAGCCACACAGCGCAGAGGGCCAGGAUGAUAACAAUGCAAACAGAGAUGAAACUACAAACUGGUACUCUAGCGAUGAGGAGGAUGGGAGCUGUGUUUCCUCCAUCCUUAAAUCUCUGAAGAAGCAAAAUGAGAUGCAGCAGUCUCAGUCCAAGCCCCCCCAAGCAUCCCCGGCGCCUCCAGCAAUGGGUGACCCUCGGCUUGUGAAGGAGAGGGCCCCGCCCAGUGACCCCCGUGUGAAGGCGGACCCUCGACAGCGACCCCCAGAAAUGAAAAAGGAGUCAGAUGGAGCUGCAGACCCACGGAUCUGCAGAGACCCCAGGAAGAUGAGACCAAUGGAGCCAAGUUCCUAUCGCCAGCAGAGCCACCCUCAGAAGCCUCCUACAGGUGACGAGGAUGAGGAAGGAGAGAGAGAGCUUAGGGACAAAGCUGUUCUCAUUCCCCUUGAUGCCAGCCCAGGUGUGAUGCUGCGGGACCCUCGUUGCCAGUUAAAGCAGUUUAGCCACAUACGGGUGGACAUCCUGCUCCAGCGGCCAACCUUUGCACAGACAGUGGUGUGGGCCCCUGAGGACCUCAUCCCUUCCCUUGUGCCCAAACAGGAACACUCCAUCAACCUGCCCCUUCCACCCCUAAUUGCAGAUGCUCAGAUGAACCGAACAAGUCUGCCUGACCACCCCCCUGUCUCCAGCCCUCCACCGACUGACCCCAGACUGGCUGCUGCACGUUUGAAGGAACGUAUGAGUCGAUUGCCCACUGGAUCUCUAGAGUCUCGAUCCUCCACCGAAAGACCUGCAGAUCCACGUCAGCCAAAGACUCUGGACCCCAGACUCAAGCGUACAGGAAGUCUGGACUCUAAGCUGCUGGGUCAGAAAGAGCCCUCCUCUGGGGGAGGAGUUGUGGACCCCAGGCUACAGAAGGCCAGUGCUAGCUCCUCACUUCAAGCUGCUCGAGCCAAGCCAGAGCCUGAGAGGCUGCCACCGUAUGCGCCUCGUCUGGCCUCCUCUGGUGGAGGGCUAGAGAGUCCCACAACAAUCCUUGGGGGCAUCAGUCUUUACGAUCCUCGUAAUCAAACUGAGCAGGCUCAGAAGGAGCAAGCGGAGCCUCCUAAAAAGGUGGGGAUUCUGAAACACCCAGAUAAGAAAGACAAUACUCCGCCACCGUCACUCUCACCAAUCCAACGAAGUGGUUCUUUUGAAGAAGCCAAAAGCACAGACGUAGCCUCAGCUCAGCCUCCACCUUUCAGUUCACCCACAGUGCCUCCUUCCUCACCUGUCAAACCCCCCGCAGUUCAUAAUCUCCCCAUCCAGACACUAGCCGGGCUGAUCCGACCCCAGUACACUGACCCCAGGCAGGCCAAACUUUGCGGACAGGGCUCUACAGGAGCUCAAGAAGAGGCAGAGGAAAAGAAGGAGCAGGAGAAGGCCACGGAGGAAGAACCAAAACAGGACGAUCCAGAGGAGGAGGCAGAAGACAGGACACUUAAAGAUGUGUUCAAGACUUUUGAUCCCACUGCUUCCCCUUUUUGUCAGUAAACACUAUUAAUCUUUAUUUAGCAUUACAGGAACCUAUUUAUUUCUGUAUAUAAAUGAUCCUGUAAAGAAUCACUUAUUAUAUAGUGCACAACACAUUUUGUCAGUAUGGAGAUGAUGCUAGAUAUGUGCACAGACACAGCACAGUGUAUAGUUCCUUUUAACAUAAUCACACACAUUAAUGCUGAACUGAGUGUUUUUAAAGUGUGUAUAUUAAGGUCUUUUAUCAUUGUGUAAUUUUCAUGUACGCUCUAAACAUUCAGAAAAAAAGGAAUUUACCAGGACUGACCCACACGUUGUACCCAGUUCAUUGUAGAAUAGAUCAUCCACCCACUCUACAUGCAGAGAGAUAAUGCGUAAUUGAUCAUGCAACAAUUGUAAGAAUCCCCUUGAGAAUUUUUGUAUUUACUUACUUAUUUAUUUCAAGACCACCACACAACACAGAAUCCCUGCCGUUCCUUUUACUGUAUGUUUCCCAGAAAGGCACAUAUAAGGUUCAUGUGCUGAUGCUGAGAUACAGAAGUUUGUUCAUCAAUUGCUUGCCUAGAAUACAAUUAAGCUAGCUUUAUGAGACAGCUCCCUGCUUAGCUGAGAACAAAUUUUUUAUUUUUUUUUAAGUGGCCUAAAUGCUUUGGGGAUGUAACGUUGCUGUAUGCUUUUCUAACUUGCUAACCAGUUAUUGAUGACUGUGUGGAGUAAAUUAAUAUUGUUUACUUGAUUUGAUUUGUCAUUGUCAUUCCUCAAAACAUCCACAAGCUUGUAAAUAGCAGGAAAACUCUCUUUCAUUUAUUUUCAUCAGAAUAAGAAAUCAAGAAAUAAAAAAAAAAGUAAGAUACAGAGAGAGAAAAUAUGAUCUUGGUCACAUUGCAGAUAUAUAUGAUACAAAGGUGACACUUACGCCUAUGUUUAAUGUUGACUUUUGUCGACUGUACAUUAACUCAUGUGUGCUGGGUGAGAGUUGUGGGCUUAAGGGGGCAUAGUGCUGGACAGUUUGUAUUAUUUGAUAGUUCUGUGUCUGUUGUUUGUUAAACCUAAGCUAUGUACUUUUUUAUUGUUUUCACAUUUCACAUUGUAAAUGCCUAUUUUGUAUCACGUGUACAGUUUGUUUUUGAGUGUCUUAAUGAAUAAUGCUUUAUUUUUUGUGUCAGUAUGGUGGUUAUGGUUGUAAUAAUACUGUAUGACAUUUUAACAACACAUACCCAUCACAUCUCAGUGAUUUUAUUAUGAAUAUCUGAAAUAAAGAGAAUAAAACA
Molecule: messenger RNA, 5092 nt
Organism: Micropterus dolomieu (smallmouth bass)
Lineage: Eukaryota; Metazoa; Chordata; Actinopteri; Centrarchiformes; Centrarchidae
Product: zinc finger CCCH domain-containing protein 6
Exons: 12
Coding region: 354-3842 (1162 amino acids)
Biological process (GO): negative regulation of DNA-templated transcription
Cellular component (GO): nucleus
Molecular function (GO): RNA binding; metal ion binding
Source: RefSeq, a predicted model, not a curated record